Messenger RNA from Ilyonectria robusta, 1035 nucleotides. RefSeq lists its product as uncharacterized. The record is from RefSeq and is a predicted model, not a curated record. Bases 1 to 1035 code for a protein of 344 amino acids. The transcript is spliced from 5 exons. Lineage: Eukaryota; Fungi; Ascomycota; Sordariomycetes; Hypocreales; Nectriaceae. Gene Ontology annotation, molecular function: metallopeptidase activity.
AUGAAGAAGAUACUCGUCUCUUUCCUGGCCAUUGGCCAAAGUCUCGGCAUUACAUGGACUCGAAUCGGCUGUGACGAUGCCUGGUUGGCAGACCACAUUGAUGCCCAAGGAGGUCCCAUGACUAUCGAUCCAGACGCCGUCUGGGCCAAUGCGGUUGCGCUGAGCAAAGGGGCUCGGGAAGCAAUCGCAUCGCUCAGCGGCUACAAACCCUUCCCAAGAGAGGCCCGAAAAAAUGCUGGAGCCAGCGCAAAUUUCAUCUGGAACACCGAGUUUGCAGCCCAUCGAGGAUUGGCAAGUUCCAGCGAGGGCGACAUGGACGAGGUCACCAGCGUGUAUCGCGACAUCGAGAGUGCACUUGCGGGAACCUUGCAAGUAUCGACAGCCCAGCCAGGAUAUCUAUUCUGCGGCGGUCGUGAAUUGACAAAAGACAGAGUGCCUGGCAUUCGCGAUGAUCCGGUGUGGUAUGCAACAGUCACAGAAGCUGGCGAGGGUGGCCGUCUAGGGACGACUGACUAUAUCAUCCCGCGUGUUUUUGAGGGUGCGCAGACUAAGCCGUGCAAGGAGGAGGGCAGUCAAGCGUACUUUGGCAAAACCUUCUACGGUAAAAAAGCCGGCAGCGGCCCAGAGGAAGAGAUUCUGGGAAUCGUCUUGUGCCCCAACCACUUUAAAACGGCAGGCCUCCGAGGAUACGCCACCCUCGACGAAGGGUACGCCACGGAAGCAAUGAAUGGAAACAAGAAGCCUUACGUAGCAUACUAUCACUCGUUGUCUGGAACCCUGCUCCACGAUAUGGUGCACGUCGUGGGCCACGCUCGGGACCCGAGGCCUCCACCGGCAGGCGGAUACCAUGAUAAGGCGUCAGGCUUCCGGGACCAGUACAAACUAGCACGCGGAGUUCCCACUGAUCCGUCCGGCAACCCAGACAAGGCGGCUCACGAACAAAUGCUUCACAACCCAGACGGUUAUCGCCUUUUUGCUGAGAUGUGCCGAUCCCCUGACACAGCAUGGGGCUACCCCGAUGCACCACCGGCAUAG